Trematosphaeria pertusa is the source of this 1000-nucleotide messenger RNA. Its product is annotated as NAD(P)-binding protein. The record is from RefSeq and is a predicted model, not a curated record. Lineage: Eukaryota; Fungi; Ascomycota; Dothideomycetes; Pleosporales; Trematosphaeriaceae. Gene Ontology annotation, molecular function: oxidoreductase activity. The coding region runs from base 203 to 991 and encodes 262 amino acids. The transcript has 3 exons.
CCUUGAUAUAUUUGGUAAUGACUAACGUUCUCGACGAAAGUGGAAAAGGUAGGCGUCGCCGUGAGAGGCAAGGGAGAAAUAUUUCACCGAGCCUCGGCUCAACCCAGCUUCCCGCUCCCCUCGGCGUUCCGACGAUGAGCUCAUGAGCCGCCCCACCGUACAUUUCCUCCUCGCCUCCUCUUCUCUGUACAAGACAAGUACAAUGGAUACUGCAACACUCUUCGACGUCAAGAACAAGGUUGUCCUCGUAACCGGCGGCGCCAAAGGGAUUGGGCGCAUGAUAUCCCAAGGCUUCAUUGAAAACGGCGCAACAGUAUACGUAUCGUCUCGAGACGCAAAAGCCUGCGAACAAGCGUGUAAAGAACUCAACGCGCUGGGGAAUGGACGAGCAGAGUACAUCACAGCCGACUUUUAUAAGGAGGAGGAUGUGAAGAAACUGGCGGAGGAGUUGGGGAGGAGAGAAGGGAAACUCCACGUCCUUGUCAACAACUCCGGUAGCAACUGGGGCGAAGCGUACGACACUUAUCCCUCCGCCGCCUGGGACCGUGUCCUUACCCUAAACCUUAAGCGCGUCUUCCAACUCACACAAGCCCUAACGCCUCUCCUCGAAGCCGCGUCCACGAAGAUCUCCCCGUCCCGUGUAAUAAAUAUCGGUUCCAUCGACGGACUGCGGGUCCCCGCGUUGGAAACGUUUGCUUACUCGGCCUCGAAAGCGGGCCUGCACCACAUGAGCCGCGUGCUCGCAAACCACCUAGGCAAAAGAGGUAUUACUAGUAACACCAUAGCGUGUGGCCCCUUCCAAAGCAAGAUGAUGAAGGCGACACUAGAGAAGUUUGGCGAUGUUAUUGCGGAGGGAGUGCCGUUGGGCCGCAUUGGGAGUCCAGAGGAUGUGGCGGGAACAUGCAUUUGGCUUAGUAGUCGGGCGGGGGCGUGGGUCAAUGGGGCGACGAUUGCACUGGACGGGGGGAGUGUGAUCAGUUCGAAGUUGUAGGUUUAGACG